CAGUUGUGAUAAUCAAAACAUAGACACGUGCACGGGAUCUUUAAGUUUCCCUGAUUUCCCUCAAUAAUUCCAAUAAUUUUUUAAAAUUGUAUUAUGAAUUUCAUAUCCAGUGUUUCAUGGGUAAAGCAGGGAGCUGCCAAAAGAAUUCCAGAUAAGGUGAAGCUGAAUGAUGAAGAGAUAAGAAAUAUUGUUCAAGCUACUGCGGCAGAUUUAGAAGACGAUGAAGAAGAGUCUGGUGAUGAAAAUAACGCAGCGGAGAUUGAUACUGCACCCCCAGGAGAUGAAUUCAACUUUGCAAACUACGACGGUGAAACCCUGCAAUCAAAUCCUUUAUCUCUUGGAGGGUUGGCAGUUGUUGAAACACCACGAGGAGGACCAGAGGUCGACGUUCAGUCAGAAGCUGAUAGCGAGGAGGAGGACUUUGAAAUCAAGCCUGAAGACAACCUGAUUAUUACUGGUCAUGUGGAAGAUGAAAGUGCCACCAUGGAAGUAUAUGUUUACAAUGAAGAUGAAGGCUACUUGUAUGUGCACCAUGACAUCAUCCUGCCAUCAGUGCCGCUUUGCUUCGAGUGGCUGAAUCAUGAGCCAGCUGGAGGUUUUGGAAAUCUUGUGGCAAUCGGCACAAUGUCCAAUGUAAUUGAUGUCUGGGACCUGGACAUUGUGGAUGGUCUGGAGCCGUCGUUCCGUCUUGGAAAGAAGGCGAGCAAAAAGAAAAAGACACCUAGUGUGGGACACAAGAAGUCGGUUCUCUGCAUGUCCUGGAACAAGCACAUGAGCCACAUUCUUGCGAGCGGCUCUGCGGACAAGAGCGUCAUUUUGUGGGACUUGGACAAUGGCACUCCGUCAACCGUGUACAACCCUUUUAAUGCGGAGGUGCAGACAAUGCAGUGGCACCACAAGCAAGCGCACGGACUCUUGACAGGAAGUUGUGACAAGACCGUGCGAUUGUUCGAUUGUCGGACAGACAGUUUAUUCAAUGAGUGGGAGCUGCCAGGGGAAGUCGAAAAAGUGGUUUGGAAUCACUUUGAGGAGUACAAUUUCCUUGCGAGCACUGACAAUGGCCAAGUUAACUACUAUGACGUCCGGAAUAAGGACCCGAUCUGGACCCUACAGGCGCAUACGAAGGAAGUAACAGGCCUCUCCCUCAGCUGCUCGUGUCCAGGACUGCUGGUCACUGGCUCAAUGACCGGAGAGCUCUUCAUUUGGGACAUGCUGGAGGGUGUGCCGCAGAAGGUGGAUGCAAAGGACACGCAAGUUGGAGCAAUUGUGACUCUUCAAAUGUCGCCAAAUUCGCCUUUCGUUGUCUGCGUUGGAGGCGACAACAGAGAAAAUAAUUUCACCGUCUGGCAAAUGGAAAACAGCCCCAAAGUGAGAGACAGGUUUUCAUCGAGAGGACUGAUCUCUGCAGAAUCAAUGGAAGCUGAAGAAUCCAUGGAAAAUGUUGACAUUACUGCGGCUACUACCUAGUUUUCUAAGUUUCGAUAAAAUAAAAUGCAUUUUUUUUUUUCGAAAAUUACACAA
Messenger RNA from Cloeon dipterum, 1521 nucleotides. It is a transcript of the gene nclb, whose product is annotated as no child left behind. Gene Ontology annotation, biological process: rRNA processing. NCBI's taxonomy places the organism in Eukaryota, Metazoa, Arthropoda, Insecta, Ephemeroptera, Baetidae. Bases 94 to 1467 code for a protein of 457 amino acids. Gene Ontology annotation, molecular function: protein binding. The transcript is spliced from 9 exons. The record is from RefSeq and is a predicted model, not a curated record. Gene Ontology annotation, cellular component: nucleus.